Rosa rugosa (rugosa rose) is the source of this 1685-nucleotide messenger RNA. RefSeq names its product chaperone protein dnaJ 10-like. The coding region runs from base 407 to 1432 and encodes 341 amino acids. The transcript has 10 exons. Lineage: Eukaryota; Viridiplantae; Streptophyta; Magnoliopsida; Rosales; Rosaceae. The record is from RefSeq and is a predicted model, not a curated record.
ACUAAUUAGGUGCUAUAUAAGGGUGCUAUUUUCACUAUUCUUAAUUAAAAUAUAAGAUGAAUAUAAAGUUUAUCAAUAUUAUAUUAAAAAAAAUUUAAUCAAUUUAAUUAAAAAUGUGUUGCUCGUGUUACUGUUCAUGGUCAUGAUUCUGGAAAAGUCAAAAUUUUCAGACUUGAUUUGAGACCAAAUCCUAUAUUGUUGAGACCAACUUCCCCUAAAUUGGAUUGUUGGAGAGCCUAAGUCUCAUCUUGGUUUCAAAUAUGGGAUAGAACCCCCAUGUUAGAAUUGCCCUAAGGGGCAUGCGGCAUACUAGAAGUGACCGGAAGGAGCUUUAUUUUUCAAUCGGCAAUUACGGAUCACAGAUCUGCUAUUCUGUUAUAACAUUGGUUGUGAUGAUCUGACAAAUAUGGUGAGGGAUAGUGCCUUUUAUGAUAUAUUGGAUAUCAAUGUUGACGCCUCUGAUAUUCAGAUAAAAAAGGCUUAUUAUCAGAAGGCAACAGAAGUUCACCCUGAUAAAAAUCAUGGAGAUCCAAAGGCUGCCGAAGAUUUCAUAGCACUUGGUGAAGCUUAUCAGGUCUUAAUUGAUCCUGAGAAGCGUGGAUGGUAUAACAAGCAUGGAAAGCUAUGCAUACCACAGGACUUCUGGUUACACAGUUACUGUGUGUACGGGAUGGUUUAUGGGAGUGAAUGCUUUAAAGAUUACAUUGGCGAAUUUGCUUCGACUACUUUCUUAUCAUGUCUUGAAAUGGAAGAAGAGGCAGAGGAUCCUGAAGUCCGAAAGAAGAGAGCUUGGGAGAAGACACAGAAAUUGCUGGAGGAAAGGCAUGAAAAUCUCACUAAGAUUAUGAUAGAUCGCAUUCAACCAUAUGUUGAUGGUCAUAUAGAUGAGUUUGAAAAAUUAGUAGAUUCAGAAGCCCGGCGCCUAUCAACAGCUGCCUUUGGAGAGUGUCUUCUACAUACACUUGGUAUUGCAUACAUGACUAAAGCUGCAAAUGAACUGAAAGGAAAGGAGGAAUGCGGGAGAACAAAGUGGAUCAAAGUAAAUGGUCCCAAAGGAUUCGAGAUGAGGUCGCAAAUACAUGCAGCCAAAGAGUCUGAACGGACAGUGGGACGACUAGAUCGUACAAACCAAUCUCAACAUGACAAGGAAGAAGAUUUACGGCUACACAUUUUUAGUUAUCUAAACAACUGGAGGAUUGAUAAUGCAUGGAGUACUAAUGUAGUCGAUAUUGAUACAAUUUCGUCAUAUAUUUGCAAAGCAAUACUUAAAGACUCCACUGUAUCUAAAGAUGUUCUGAGGCUUCGGGCAGAAGCAUUGGCUAAGUUGGGAAAAAUCUUCAAAGGUGCGAAUCCUCCUUACCGUAGAGAGUACAAUAUCUGCCUUGAAGAUGGACAGCAGAAUGAAAAUGAGGACUCUGAUUACUCAGAUUAAUUGCUUCAUACCACACCAAGUAGAUCCAUUGUUGAAAGUGGGUUAUUGACGGUUACCGGUUAUCUUUACAGCUUCGAUCGAUCACAAGAUGUCCAUCCGCCGAGUGUUAUUUUUAUUCAUCUUUAUCUUUUAACCCCAUUGAUCAGGUUAUUGAAGCUUUUGUACGAAAAACUGCUGAAUUUUUUUAAGAGUGAAUUAGCAAGUCCCUGAUUUAUUUAGGUGCGGCUAUUGCCACCCUCUUAAUUACUUUCUU